CUUCUCAGUCCCGCCUCCGCUCCGGUGCUGCCGCCGCGCGUGGCCGCAGCGCCGCCGGGGCCGGGUCGGGGUCGGGCCGAGCUCCCAGCUCCGCGCUCCGAGCUCCGCGCUCCGAGCUCCGCGCUCCGCGCUCCGAGCUCCGCGCUCUGAGCUCCGCGCUCCCAGCUCCGCGCUCCCAGCUCCGCGCUCUGCUCCGGGAUGUUCCGCAUCGAGGGGCUGGGGCCCAAGAUGGACCCGGAGGAGCUCCGCCGCAAGAUGCGCCGCGACGUGCUCGCCUCCGUCCGCAACUUCCUCAUCUACGUGGCCCUGCUGCGGAUCACUCCCUUCAUCCUGAAGAAGCUGGACAGUAUAUGACCCCUCGGGCCCGGCGGGAUGAGCUGCAGCUGCUGUCCCGCGGGGCUGGCCGCACGGCACGGCUCGGCACGGCACGGCACGGCACGGCUCAGCACGGCACGGCACGGCACGGCCCCCGCGGCCGUGGGGCAGAGCAUUCCCUGUGCUGCGUGAGCAGAGCCCCCGUUCAUCCCGCACACGCUGCGGCUCGCCGGCCCACCCAUGUGCACUGCCCUGCAUCCAGCUCACCUACAGCGUGAAAUAAACGGGAAAUAAAUGGAAAUAUAACAACGAAA
Taeniopygia guttata (zebra finch) is the source of this 629-nucleotide messenger RNA. It is a transcript of the gene TOMM5, whose product is annotated as translocase of outer mitochondrial membrane 5. Gene Ontology annotation, cellular component: mitochondrial outer membrane translocase complex. The record is from RefSeq and is a predicted model, not a curated record. NCBI's taxonomy places the organism in Eukaryota, Metazoa, Chordata, Aves, Passeriformes, Estrildidae.